UUGGGCUUCAAUACUUUUCCCACUCCCUCCCCGUAGCCUCCCACGAAACAUUUUCUUGAUUUUCCGGCCACUUCUAGCCGGAAACUUUUUCUACUUGUGUACUUUGGAUGAGUUUUUUUGAAGCUCCUUGAAUUGUUUAUUUGGGCUAAAGAUUAAUUUUUUUUAGUUUUUUUUUUGUAGUUGAUUUUAUGAGUAAAAAUCUUGACUCGAGGGACAAUUGAGCUUGAGUUGUCUGGAAAGAGACUAAGAAUUGGAGCUUUUGAACUUAAUAUGCAGUUAAAGAUCCAAUUUUUCCAACUGGGCUGGCGUGAAUCACAUCAUGAAGGCCUUAGACAUGCACGUAUGCGUCCCUACACCUGAGCUUGAGUGCAAAAUUGGGUUCUUGACAGCAUUUCAUUCAACAGGUGUUUUGGGUGAUAUGGGAGAUAGUGAUAAGAGUAAAAAAAUGAUUAGCAGAAGUGAAAUGGAGAAUUUUCCAUUGGAUGCAAGUAGACUUUCUAGAGACUUGUUGAAUAGAUUUAUGGGUGCUAGUAGUUCCAGGGAAGGUAAAUUGGUGGUCAAAGAAGAAGUGGGAGAUGAAGGUGAGGAAAUUGAGUUGAGUCUUGGGUUGUCAUUGGGAGGAAGAUUUGGUGUGGAUAAGAGUUCAAAGAAGUUGAUGAGAUCAUCUUCUGUAGCUGCAUGUUUGCCAGUUGUGAGAGAUGAUGAUGCUGUAGCUGCUUCACCGCCUCCGGUUUCGUAUCCUAGUUUAGUGAGGGCUUCAUCUCUGCCUGUUGAGACUGAAGAGGAGUGGAGGAAAAGGAAGGAGUUGCAGACUUUGAGAAGAAUGGAGGCUAAGAGGAGGAGGUCAGAGAAGCAGAGGAAUUUAAAGGCUGAUAGAGAAGGUAGUGGAGGUUUGGGAGAAGAAAAGAGGGAUGUUGAGGUGAAUUUGAGGGGGAGAUUGGAGAAAGAUCAGUCAUCGGUAGCUGCUAAAAGGUUUGGUUCAUCGGUGUCACCUCCGCCUUUAGGGAUGGCUAUGAUGGCUGCUGCUGCUGGACAUUCUCCAAUGGGUGGCGGAAUUGAUGUGGCAAUGGUAAAAGGAAAAGGAGGUUAUCUAGGCGGAAGUGGAGUGCAAGGUUUUGGGCAGCCACUGUCGCAAGGAUCUGUGGAAUCACAGGGAGGAAGUUCUUCUUCUGAGUUGGAAAGUAGACCUCUUCAAGGAUCCAGCAGUUGCGAUGACCUUAGUCCUGUCAGCUUUAAAUCAUUACAAGAAGCAAUUGGUCAGGAUGUUGGUUCUUCUAGGACAAAGUUAAGGGACAGUCUUGGCAGAACAUCUGGUGUGGAGAUGGAAAAUCCUUCUAAACAAGCUGAAAUUCCAAAAAAUCAAGGGAAAGAAAUUGGGACGAAUGCGUUGGAAGACAUGCCAUGUGUCUUUACCAAAGGAGAUGGUCCAAAUGGGAGAAGAGUAGAUGGAAUACUAUACAAGUAUGGAAAGGGAGAAGAAGUAAGGAUAAUGUGUGUGUGUCAUGGUAAAUUCCUUUCCCCAGCAGAGUUUGUGAAGCAUGCUGGAGGGAGCGAUGUUACUCAUCCACUCAAGCACAUAGUAGUGAACCCUAAUGCAUCUCCUUUGAUGUGAAAAAAAAAAAAAAAUAAGGCAAGGAUGUUCAACCUUUUUUUUUAAAUCAUUUCUUAUUCCUUUUUUAUCCUUCCCCAGUGGGGAACCUUAUGUAUAGAUGGAUAAUCAUGCUUGGACUGACAAUUAUGGUACAAGAAGAGAAAAUUUUGUAUGUACCAUUGCGGAUUGUUUUAGGAAAUGCAGAGUAAACUUCUAUUGCUUCUCA
Molecule: messenger RNA, 1817 nt
Organism: Coffea eugenioides
Lineage: Eukaryota; Viridiplantae; Streptophyta; Magnoliopsida; Gentianales; Rubiaceae
Product: ninja-family protein AFP1
Exons: 2
Coding region: 320-1612 (430 amino acids)
Biological process (GO): response to abscisic acid; signal transduction; negative regulation of DNA-templated transcription
Cellular component (GO): nucleus
Source: RefSeq, a predicted model, not a curated record